AUGCCUUCCUCCCAGGUCUCCUCCACCCCCUCCGUCGUCGACAUCAGCGACACCGACAGUGACGACGCCGCCGCGGCCGCCCUCUCGAGGCCCGUCGCCGACCGCGUUGCCUCGUCUCUCCUCACCCAGGACGCAGUCGACGCCCUCUGCAGGAAGCACGGCGUGCCGACGGGCUACACCGCGCGCCCCGCCGGCGACCGGCGCGCCAGCACCCCGCCGCCGGAGCGGGCCGUGUGCAUGUACGCGCACGCGCUGGAGGCCGGGGCGCGCGUCCCGCUGCAUGGCUUCUUCUCCGAGGCGCUCACCCACUUCGGCAUCGCGCCGGGCCAGCUCGCGCCCAGCGGCUGGCGCGUCCUCGUCGGGUUCGUGGUGCUCUGCCACGACGCUGGCGUGCAGCCAUCGACGGACGUGUUCCGCCACUUUUUCUCGCUGGCCGCGUUCAAGCUCAAGGGUUGGUACUGCUUCCGAACAAAGGACGCCGCCGGCGCGCUCUUCACUGGGCUUUCGAAACCCGAUGAGGCGUGGAAGGGCAGGUUCUUCUUCCUGACAUCGCCGGAGCCAUGGCCGUGCCCCGUGCGCUGGGGCGAGCCGCUGCUGUGCAAGAACUCCGUCGCUGAUCCGGUGCUCACAGGCCAGCAAAAGAAAAUCGUGGGAAAGCUACUGAGCGCACACGGCACCAUGGUUGACCUCCGGACAUACCUCGGUGAUGCCAAAAAACUUGCCGCGGCAUUCGCCUCGCCAUCGCCACCCGUUCCUUCCCAUGACAUCAAAGGUGAACUCGCUUUUAACAGUAUUCCCGAUCCCGAUUCCCCUAUCGAGCGAGCAGUAGGCAUGGAUUCGUCCGUGGCGAAGGUGAAACUCGAGCGGGACGGUGACACACCGACGGUGUCCCUGAAAAAAAGGAAACGCGAGGAGGCCGCCAGUGCAAAAGACGGUCUCUGCCGUUCUGAGCAGAGCACGCCGCAUGCUGCCCCGCCAGAUUUCGACCCGAAGCCGCCGCACUCGCCCGCGCCCGACGCACACGACGGCGACAGCGCCGACUGGCAGGCCGCGAAGAAGGUGCUAGAGUCCAUCACCACGCCGUCGCGGGCGCAAUCGUUCGCCGCGGCAAAGCCGUCCGACGUCGUCGCUUCGAGCUACUCAGCCAUGCUCCAGGCCGCGAACUACGCGUCCUUCUCCUUGGACUACACGCUGGAGCUGAAAAAGAAGCUGUCGGCACGGGACGCAGAGGUUGCAGCUCUGCGGGAGCAGCUGGAGAGCACGAAGGGCGAUCUUACCGCGGCGAAGCUGGCGGCGGAGGCUGUGGUGGAGAGCGCCAGGACGACGGCGGUGCAGCAGUUCCUGGCGUCCGAGGAGCACAAGCGGCGGCUCGCGGAGCACGCGCUGGCGGGGUACGAGCGCGGCGCCGAGGAGAUGAAGCGCGCUGUUCUCCGGAUAUACCCUCACCUCGACGCCGCCCGGCUGGUCGUGCCGCUAGAUUAGCUUAGCUCUGCUCUCCGUUAUUGUUGGUCUCUUGUGCGUGCCUUCUCUUGAGAGAUCAUGUAAGGAG
Molecule: messenger RNA, 1549 nt
Organism: Triticum urartu
Lineage: Eukaryota; Viridiplantae; Streptophyta; Magnoliopsida; Poales; Poaceae
Source: RefSeq, a predicted model, not a curated record